Messenger RNA from Rhipicephalus sanguineus (brown dog tick), 5624 nucleotides. RefSeq names its product transient receptor potential channel. Bases 1 to 1596 code for a protein of 531 amino acids. Gene Ontology annotation, molecular function: monoatomic cation channel activity. NCBI's taxonomy places the organism in Eukaryota, Metazoa, Arthropoda, Arachnida, Ixodida, Ixodidae. The record is from RefSeq and is a predicted model, not a curated record. The transcript has 4 exons. Gene Ontology annotation, biological process: protein tetramerization; monoatomic cation transmembrane transport.
AUGACGAGGGUUGUCGCCGGUGGCGUUACGGACGACGCACCUCAACGGAUCGUGGCCUCCGAGAUUAGCUCCGCUGUCUGCACAAACGAGGGCCAGCCUGGGGAAUACACAUGUCAGCCGGGCAGCUGGAUCAACCCGGCAAUUAUGGCCGUCUACUUAUUGGUCGCCAAUAUACUGCUCGUCAACCUCCUCAUCGCCGUAUUCAACAACAUCUUCAUCGAGGUGAACGCCAUCUCCCAGCACGUGUGGAAAUCUCAGCGGUUCACGGUGGUGAUGGAAUACGAGCAGAAGCCGCUGCUGCCGCCGCCACUGAUCGUGUUGUCGCACGUGCACCUCGCCAUCAAGUGCGGCGUGCGCUGGUGGAAAGGCAAGAGCCGCACCUUCGACCACGGACUCAAGCUGUUCCUGGAUGAGCCAGACAUCGAACGUAUUCACGACUUCGAGCAGGAGUGCGUCGAGGGCUACUUUCGCGAACAGGAGACUCAGCAGCAGAUGACCACCGAGAACCGCGUGCUCACUACCACUGAGAGAGUGGACGCCAUGUCGCAGAGGGUCGAGGACAUCCACCAGUGGGAAAUGAAGGCCAGCGCCACCAUCCAGGGCUUGGACAUCCGGAUGACGCAGCUCGAGCACAUCGCGGAGCAGAUCUCCACGUCACUACAGCGCCUGCUCGAGGCGGAGGAGCUGGACUUCGAAGACAGCCGCAGUCCGUCGGCCGAGAGCGACCACUCGGCGAGUCCGCCCGAAUACGAGCCCAGGUCUCCGUCGCCACCGCCUCCGCAGCCUCCGCAGUCCCCAGCACCAGCAGACCUGAGCUCCGACACUAGCAGGAGGCCAGAAGAGACUGCGCCGGUGUCUCCCAAGAGGCCAGUCAUGGUCGCGCUGUCGGCGCCCGACGGCACGUCUGUGGCACCGCCGGACCUCCUCGUACGGCAAGGCUCCGGCAGGCGGCGCGGUGGUUCCAUCCGAAGGAAGACGGCCCACCAGCGGCUCAGCCGACAGCUCACGGUAGCCACCAACGAAGUGCUCGACAUGGCUUCACAGAAGCGGAAGAAUCUGCAGCGCUGGCAGAGCGUCUGCCAACCUGACGUUGGCGGUGGCAGUGACAUACUGCAGCAACACCAGGCCUCUGGCAGGCCUAGCCGUCUGGAGCGUGGCAUGUCGUGCGUGAGCCGAUGGACCGAGCCACGACCGGCCAGUAGCAGUUCACGAGCUCCCUUCCUGUCGGCUCUGCGCGGCGAAUACACGAGCAUCACGGACGAGCUGGAGAGCACGGCGUGUCUGCUUCCACCUCCGGAGAGUCCUACUUCGCCGGCACCGACUCCCAUGGUGGCAGCUAUUGCGGCUGAGACGGAGAUUCUGAGGGACGCUGAGGCGGCCGACUACCAGAUGAUGGGUGGCAUCAUCCAAAGGCGCCUCCAAGGAGAAGAAGCCGCUUCGCUCGAGGAACUCAGUGACUUCGCCGAGGAGUCGUCGGACGUCGAGGAGAUCGUGGGCACCGGCUCGCGGCGCCUCAUGAUUCGCGUCACACCCGCGCCCGAGGACGACAACCAGCGAAGGAGGGCUAGCUUACCCAGCGGCGGCGAGGUGCCCUGACGGCGGCGUGACCGCAACCUUCUCUCGUCGGGCCGGUGCGAGCAUGCGUAUAGGUUUUCACACAGCGUAGAUCUACCUUUAUCUAGAGGGCGUCCUUAACUACCACGUUUAAGGUUCGCGAAAUGUUUAGCCCUGUAGGGUUUCUUCCCGCAGCAGCGAUAUGAAGGUAGAAUGCGUAGACAAGAGCUAGUAUUUCAUUAAGGUUCGUUCGGCUGUGACGAGUUCAUGAAGGUUUCUGGCGGUCUUUCCAAAGCACAUCUCACAUUAUGCAAUUAAUUAACCAGAAGGAAAGGAACGGAAAGUCACUACCAAUACACCAUCACCGACUGUCAAUACAGGACCAAGUCUGGCUCAACUGCACAUUUCAAAGGCUGCCCUUUCGAUUGAUAAUGCAAUAAUGGCGCUUGACGUACAGAACAAGGGUGUUAUCGAUGCAGCCACGCAUGUUUUUAUUCCCGGCACGCUUUGCGCAUAGUCAGCAGUGCGACUUCUUCCUGAAUAUGAGGUGCGUAUGCGUGGGAUAACUAUUUUUCGUCGGCGAGAGUGAAAUGAACUCUUUAGUGACGAGCGUUUGAGUGACAACCGCAUAUCAACGAUGUGGCCCUCAUUUGUAAGCACGCAUUAAUCUCGGGGGUGGUUAUGUACAGAAGUAGCGUUAGCGCAUUGUAGUCUUCUGCUUGUCUGUCUUCUUGUAUAGGAUGCUGUCUUUUUUUCGGUGUAGGUAUACGUUGUCUUCCGCUUUGCAAGGCAGCUAAGGAUUUAUGUGUAAGGUGCAGUCAGGAUUGUUCAUGAACCAUAAUCUACAUCCGUAUUUUUCGGAGCGGAUGACUCAGUGCAGACGAGUACUUGUUGUAUUCUCUGCAACUUUUAUCGCAGCAGGGUUUUUCAUUGUUUUUUUCUGUACGAUAGUAACCGUUUUGAACGUAUUCGUUUCGCAUUGUAGACUUACAACUGACUAUCAUGACCAGUCAGUGACUGUUAUCAGCCUUUCGUUUUCAAUGAGGAAAAAAGUAGCUCACAUUUCGUUACGAAAUUGCCGGUACAGGUACUCUGCAACCGAGCAUUAUCAUGAACUUAACCUCUAGACAUGACGUCAAAUACGUCACCAAUCAUGCGCCUCGAAUUUGGGUGCUCGAAUACCAAGUGCUCAUGUUUACAUCUAAGAGGAUAUCGAUGUUGCUGGUACCGGUAGUCGCAAUCACUGCUGAACAGCUAGCAUUCAAGAUAUGAUAGAAGGGUUCGUUAGUUAAAAAGGCAGAGUGAAAGUUAGAUAAUUGUGAACGUUAAGGUAUAAAUAAGGUAUUCAGCCAACGCCUUAACAUCAAAGGUACUUAUCAGAAAACAGCCAUUUAUCAGCGUCGGGGAGUAGAUUGUUGCCUCAUGUUACGGGUCUCGUAAGCUAGAUAGAAGACGAAAAGAAAGGAGGCACGUGAUACCACUCAGCAGUAAGCUGGUUACUAGUAGCCGCAAAACGGUUAAUGGUCACAUGUGGCUUACCGAUACCAGCAUUAUUUUGUGAGAGUUUAGAAGCUAGCUUCUUUCUCAUAUGUGUCGAAUAGAAAUGCGUCAUUACGUAAUUAAAAAAAAUAUUUUCAGAGUUCAUCGUUGAAGACAUACAGUUAGCUUGUAUUUAGUGGUUGAAGUAAAAUAUUCUUUAGGCGUCUGCCAGCGCCAGUUCAUCAGCUCAUAAUGAAACCUUUUGAGACAUAUCUCUAUGGCAGGAGCGAUCGUUGCGAUCAGUUGCGUCAGUGAUUAAAGACAGACAGGAAUAACGGUGCGUGUUAGUAAAAUAUCGUGGAAUGGACAGCGCGACUUUCGCAAGGAGAUAAAAUUUUGUAGCGCACAAUAAAAACAAGAUCCGAAGGAACUGAAAGGGACGUUGCGGACAUUUUUCAGUUCCUGUUCUUUUUGUGUGCACUAAAAGUUAACUUAUAUUACCAACAUGCCCAAGGAUAUGUUUUUUUGUAAGCACGUCUUACGAGGGGUUUGUUCCUAUAUAUGCUACAACUUUAGUCUGGCUCACGUCAAACUUACCGCGCGCUGAUUUCGACGUAUGACGUCUCCGUAGCUACAACGUCCCACCGAACCCUUCGUAUUCAUCUGGUUAGGCUAAACUCUCGUUCAUCAGCGUUCUUUUGUGAAACAGUCCUUUUUGAUAUGCUGCAUCAAAGUACCAGGGUUAAAUUGAGACGCGGGGUGAAUGUAUACAGACUACAUUUUUAUUUGUUGUGCGAAGGCAACAGUGCGGCCUUCGGAAAACAUUAAGAGACCACAGUGCACCGAGUUUUUUGCGAGUUAACGGUAAGAUCACGGAUAUUCGCAUGCUCCGAGGAUGCUUGUCACUUUAAGAAAAUACUCUAAAUUGCGUACUGCUGCAAUUUUUCCAGCAGAAUAUUUUACUGAACUUAAAGAAAAGACGGUCCUUAGACUACUGGUUAUAAAUUUCAUACAAGAAAAAAAGGGUUUCUCUGUAUCGGGCAGUUAUUUAGAACAGUUGUUUUGAGUCAAAUCCAGCAGUUUUUUAGAAUGAAGAUUCCGCUUCACUCUGAAUAACUGCUCGAUGGAAUCCAGAAUUUCUCUUUGAGCAGGAAAGUGUCUACAUUAGGGAAAAAAAUGUUGUACAAAAAUGCAGAACGCUUCCAUCUGUUUCUUUGAUAUCGAAGUGUCUGAAAGUCCACGUAAACUGUCAUCGUGGUAAAUAUAAACUCUAUCGCGGGCAGUUCGAGCCUGGAGUAUAAAGGCGUUGACCUCCGUCACUGGGAUUCACUUAGAGACCGCUUUAAGCUGCUGGCAUUUCAGGGUCUGCUCUGCAGCGGCAGGGGGAAACAUUGACUAAAGUGCACGUGCAUUAAUCAGACAAAAUCUUAGUUGUUUAGACAUCUGCACGCGACGUUCUCGAACUGGUGCACCGUGAAUUCGUGCUGAAGGACCGUUCGGGCAGCAUCGUCUAGCUAUUCAAGGCGUUGUAACGCUUCCUCAGAUUACGCGGUUAUCCUCGAUAGUAGUGCCUGCCGCAAUGUCUCAAAUGUGCACCCUAUGUACGCGUGGUGAGCGUAGCCCGUCCUCUUUCGGGCAAAGGCUGCACGUUGUAAUUAAGAGCUGGCGCGUGCUUCCAUCGGUGCUAUAGACAUGUAUGUAUGUAUCUAACCGAAAGAUUUCCGAGUGUCGCAAAAUCCAAUGAGAUUGUAAAGUUUGCCAGAGAGUGUAAAUUGUUUUACGAUAGAAUAGCACCCUUGCACAGCGUAAGUGGAAAGUUCCCGGCACAGAAAUGGGUCCCUAUAUGAUGUUCUGAAUGUUAAUUAUCUGAAGACUGUAGGGGCGGAGGCUGUUGCUGUACUAAGGACAUUUGUGAGUCCGUACUACUAUUUGGUUAUCUAUAUUAGCAAAAGAAAGAAAUAUAGUCGUUCAACCUUCAGAUUACAUUGUCCAGGUCUACUAAAGCGCGUAUAACUGACUGAGCAGACAACGUUAGCUCUAAACAAGCGAUUCACAUUCACAGCGUUCAAAUCGAACGUCACAAUGAAGCCGGUUUUAAAGAAAUAUUAAGCGAACGGGUGUGGAAAAUCGAGAUCGCGCAGUUAUAGUACGUCACGUUUUCACGCGCGGGGCUUCCAGUGUGCAGAUCAUGUGACGCCGCUACAUACGUGGGCAACGCACAAUCAUAUCAUCGUGAGUAAGGCUCAUGCAGAAAAUACUCUGUAGUGAAAAAGAAGUCAGGCGCCGUUGCAGCAGCUCCCAGUCACGUAUUAAGUUCCAAUACAGCAUUUCCUGCUUUGAUUUCGUUCCCAAAGCGGAAUGAGGCUAUCGUCCCGUUGAUGCGGCUCACUCCUCUGAGAUUCUUGUUGUAAGGAUUCUGACAUGACAUCAGAAUCCAUACAUUUAGGGGCUGAUGCUUGCAGAUACGAGCGAGGAGAGCGCUUUCUUGUAUUUCUUGGUAUAUAGUCGCGUAGGAGAGACCAGUAGCAUUCGCUCAUAGCUUCUGCUUUUAGAGUUUAUUGUGCUCGAUGCAUGCAAGUACUGAAAUGAGG